Molecule: messenger RNA, 441 nt
Organism: Paramuricea clavata
Lineage: Eukaryota; Metazoa; Cnidaria; Anthozoa; Malacalcyonacea; Plexauridae
Source: the annotation of a GenBank genome assembly
AUGCUCUUAGUCGGAUCGGAUGUCAAGUGGGAAGAGAGAGAUGAGGAUACUAGUAAAGUGGCUACUAUUGGUGGCUCUCAAGAGGAGAUUGGUCCAUGCAAGGAUGUAAGGUUGGACAUAAAUGAUUUUCAAUUGCAGCAAGAACGUGAUCCAAUCCUUAAGCCACAUAUUUCCACUCACCGAAACGAACAUGGUUUAUUCACACGAGACCAUAAGAAGCAAGUGUUACUUCCAGCAUCGCUUGUUCCCAUCAUAUUAUCAUUAUCUCAUGACGAAACAGGGCACCAAGGAGCAGAUAAAAGCCUUGCAAGAACUGAACCUCAUUAUUGGUGGCCAAAGAUGAAAGCAGAAGUAGAGAACUAUGGAAAAACGUGCCAACGCUGUGCUGCUACUCUUGCCCAUGGACAUAGAAAAGCACCCAUUCAUCAACGACAAAAAUAA